Molecule: messenger RNA, 1818 nt
Organism: Heterobilharzia americana
Lineage: Eukaryota; Metazoa; Platyhelminthes; Trematoda; Strigeidida; Schistosomatidae
Source: the annotation of a GenBank genome assembly
CGGAUUAAAGUGCAUAAUUAUUUGUCUUCAUACCCUGGAAUAAAGUUCAUUGAUUAUUUAAUGAUACUGAAAUGUUUAAAUGAGUAUAUUUUCUGUUUUGUUCAAUUGUCCUGCAUAAGUAAUAAUAUAAUGUCAACCAGAACUGAUAUACUCUAUGAAAAGAUUGUUGAAUGCAUUAAAAAGCCAAUAGCUGAGCGGUCAAUAGAGGAAAUUGAAGAGAUCUAUCAAUGGUUCAUUGAAAAAGUGGAUUUUUUUUCAAAUCUUCAACCUGAUGUUGUCAAAGAUAUCAUCAAAAAUUGUGAAUUCUCUGAACGUGAAGCUGAUGAUAUAAUUAUACGUCAGUCUGAAGAAGGCGAAUGUUUCUACAUAAUUCUAACUGGUCAAGUAUCAGUUUAUGUGAAUACAGAAUCUACGCAUGAUGACCAAGAGGUGAUUCAUCAACAAAAUGAUUCAAUGCUCGGAUCCAAAUAUUCUAUGGAGCGUAAAGUGAUCAAUCGAGAGAAAUGUGGAAAUUUUAUUACAAGUUUAGGGCAUGGCGCCAGUUUCGGAGAGUUGGCUUUAAUCAAUAAAGAUUGUAUAAGAAAUGCGUCUGUCAUCGCAGACUGUACAACACACUUGGUUGUGAUCAAUAGAAUGACAUAUAAUCGUUCAUUGAAAGAGGUACAUGAAGCUGGAUAUAAAAAACGUGUUGAAUUUGUUACCAAAUGUCCAAUCUUCAGUGGGUGGGUCCCAAGUUUGAAAAAACAAGCAGCAAUGUCUUUAGUUCAAAUGGAAUUUCAAUUUGAAGCAGAUCUUGUUCGUCAGGAAGAACCUGUAAAUGGUUUACUGUUCAUAUUAACGGGUCAAGCUCAAACCUUCGUAGACGUUCUUAAACAUCCAAAACAAUAUCCACAUUUGAAACUCGCCCCCCAUCCUUCCAUCUCAAUAAACACGGAUCCUCACAAGUCAAUACACACAGAAAAUUCUAAUUACCCAAUUCGGCGAAUGGGGUAUGUUAUCAAUGAACAUCGUAAUGCUCUUCGGAAGGUUGGGCUUUCCAUUAUAGGACCUGGUACAAUACUUGGUGAAUUUGAAUAUGGCUUCGAAUUAAAAACCUAUAUGCAAACAGCUAUUUGUAUAGAACCUGUAUCAGCUUAUGUAUUAAGCAGUAGAAAUUUAGAACGUCUUAUUCAAAGCCGCCGUAAUCCAGACGGUUUGAAACAGAUUAGAGAAAUAGCUAAAAGAAAUCUAAUGCAUCGCAUUCAUCGACCAAUGGAUUCAAAAAUUCCUUUAUUCAACUAUUUGGUACAACAAAUUAUAGAGAAUAACCUACAGUUGGAAGAAGAACAACGUGAAAAGAUUCUGUUGAAUCGCAAUAAAGUGGAGUCGAAACGAAUAAGAGGUCUUCUUGGACGUGGUCUAACCAACCAGAAAAAGGAACGAAUGAGGGAAAAGGUUAAACCUAAUCUACACCAAUUUUAUGGUGGACGAUAAAAACGUGUAUUAGAAAGUGUGAAAUGACAAGUUAUCUACAUACAAAACUUCUCACAUCAUUACGCUGUUUCUUUUCAUAUCAACCUCUAUUUCUUUGCUACUUAAUAAUUAAUGUUUGUAAUAAAAUCUAUGAUUUGAUUUCACUGUUUCCCUUAUAAUCCUUUCCAAUUGUAUUUCUAUCCCUUUUGUGCUAAAUUGAAUAGUUGAUAUUGUUUUAAUGAAGAAUACUUUUUACUCAAACUCUGAAUAUUAAUUAUACACUGUUCACUUGUAUUUGGAACAUUCUUUUACAUUGAAUAUAGUUAGUUGCCUUUUAACAAUAAUAUGGCAAACAGCUGAAGUACC